Molecule: messenger RNA, 1579 nt
Organism: Syzygium oleosum
Lineage: Eukaryota; Viridiplantae; Streptophyta; Magnoliopsida; Myrtales; Myrtaceae
Product: UDP-D-apiose/UDP-D-xylose synthase 2-like
Exons: 9
Coding region: 36-1211 (391 amino acids)
Molecular function (GO): carboxy-lyase activity
Source: RefSeq, a predicted model, not a curated record
AGGGCGAUCCGAUUCGAUUCGAUCGGUGGGAAUACAUGGCGAGCGGCGUCGCGAGGGUAGAUCUGGACGGGCGCCCCAUCGGGCCGAUGACGAUAUGCAUGAUCGGCGCGGGGGGGUUCAUCGGCUCCCACCUCUGCGAGGCGCUCAUGGCGGAGACGCCGCACCGGGUGCUGGCGCUCGACGUCUACAGCGACAAGAUCAGGCACCUCCUGGAGCCCGCCGCCACCCUCCCCUGGGCCCACCGCAUCCAGUUCCACCGCCUCAACAUCAAGCACGACUCCCGCCUCGAAGGCCUCAUCAAGAUGUCGGAUCUGGUUAUCAAUCUGGCGGCGAUCUGCACUCCUGCGGAUUACAACACUCGCCCUCUCGACACCAUAUACAGCAAUUUCAUCGAUGCCCUCCCCGUGGUGAAGUACUGCUCGGAAAAUGGCAAGCGUCUCAUUCACUUCUCUACGUGUGAGGUGUAUGGGAAGACCAUCGGAAGCUUUCUCCCGAAGGAUAGCCCUCUCCGCCAGGACCCUGCAUAUUACAUGCUUUCAGAAGAUGCCUCCCCUUGCAUAUUUGGUUCAAUUGAAAAGCAGAGGUGGUCAUAUGCAUGCGCAAAGCAACUGAUUGAAAGGCUGAUAUAUGCUGAGGGUGCAGAAAAUGGUCUCGAGUUUACUAUAGUCAGACCAUUUAACUGGAUUGGACCUAGAAUGGACUUCAUUCCUGGCAUCGAUGGUCCAAGUGAGGGUGUUCCCAGGGUUCUUGCAUGCUUUAGUAAUGCUCUGCUUCGCCGUCAGCAACUUAAGCUUGUCGAUGGUGGUCAGUCCCAGAGAACAUUCAUUUUCAUCAAGGAUGCCAUUGAAGCUGUUCUUUUGAUGAUUGAAAAUCCAGCGAGAGCCAAUGGCCACAUUUUCAAUGUUGGCAACCCCAACAACGAAGUCACAGUUAGGCAGCUGGCUGAGAUGAUGACUCAGGUUUACUCUAAGGUUAGUGACGAGCCACCUCUGGAAGUACCGACAAUUGAUGUCAGCUCCAAGGAGUUUUAUGGAGAGGGAUACGAUGAUAGUGAUAAGAGAAUCCCGGACAUGACCAUCAUCAAUAGGCAACUAGGUUGGAAUCCCAAGACAUCACUAUGGGACUUGCUCGAAUCGACCCUCACCUAUCAACACAGGACGUAUGCUGAGGCUAUCAAGAAGGCCAUGUCAAAACCCGUUGCCACAAGCUGAGCUACAGGAUCUACUUAGCGAAAAGCAAAGGCCGAGCGAUCAGAUUUUCUGGCUCGGUGUCGGUUUACACCGGAGAGUGCCGCUGUUACAGGUCCUAUGAUUCUUUCAUGGAGAUUAAACAUAUUUAAAUAGACGAUACUCUUUAUACAUUAAGAUACUUUUUGGCCUUUGUGGUGUCGGUAGUCGUAGUCCAUGGAUCGUCGGGAUAUGAUAUUCUGGUCAUAACUUAGAUCCUUUUAGGGAUUUUUUCCUUCUGUAAUUCAGUAAUAGAGCUUUCAGCUACGCACCGCACAAAGACCGAGCGUUUUGGGUCUUCCUGUUCCAGGGGAUUGGUCGCAAUUCCUAUUUAUCUUCAAAAGCUUGUUGUA